AUGAGAAUUAUUGCAAUAACAGGAGGAGUGGGUACUGGAAAAACCACUAUGCUUGAGAUGCUGAGAGAUAGGGGAUUUGCCACCAUUAACACAGACGAAGUAACACAUCAAAUAUUGAAAGACAUUAACGUUGAAUGCAUUCGAAAGAGGUUUUUUACAGACAAGAGGUUUAGGAUGUCGCAUACAAGGCGAAUGAUGCCGAGGAUCUGUUUGCAGGUGAUACUGAGUGUAUUAUGGCUAUUCAUUAAAGGACAUUCUGUAGUUUUUAUAGAAAUUCCGCUUCUUUUUGAGCUGGGACUGCAUCGCUUGUUUUAUACGGUGAUUGUGGUAUGUAAUAAAAACUUACAAAUUGAAAGAGGAAAGAAAAUGAGUUAUCUGAACGAGAGGAUGGCAAUGCAGAUUCCACUUGAAAAGAAGAUAAUGCUUGCACAGAGGAUCAUAUAUAACAAUUCGACUAUAGACUCAUUAAGAAAACAAAUCAAAGAAAUAAGAUUAAAUGGAUGCAAUAUUUAUUAUUGUAUAGCUAUUUUUCUAACUGUAAUCUUUUUGAUUGUGUGCGAGUAG
This is a messenger RNA of Ordospora colligata OC4, 564 nucleotides long. Its product is annotated as dephospho-CoA kinase. Lineage: Eukaryota; Fungi; Microsporidia; Ordosporidae. Gene Ontology annotation, molecular function: ATP binding; dephospho-CoA kinase activity. Gene Ontology annotation, biological process: coenzyme A biosynthetic process. The record is from RefSeq and is a predicted model, not a curated record. The transcript has a single exon. Bases 1 to 564 code for a protein of 187 amino acids.